This is a messenger RNA of Klebsormidium nitens, 1499 nucleotides long. The record is from the annotation of a GenBank genome assembly. Lineage: Eukaryota; Viridiplantae; Streptophyta; Klebsormidiophyceae; Klebsormidiales; Klebsormidiaceae.
AUCUGAAUCAUCAGUGCUCAGUGCUUUAAGUUUUCAGCAAUUCUCUAGAAUAGCAAGUCACCUGAGAAGUUACAACUUUUCGGGCAUAAGGCUUGUCAUAACAUCUAAAGGGAGCAGCCUGCAUAGUUGCUGCAUUGUCCACGUUGGUUGCGGCACUAAGCAAUUCGCUUCUGAACCAGAGCUCAAGGGAGAGUCUCUCUUCACAGGACCAGCUGUAGGUGAUUGUAUGACGCCCGUGAAAAGUCGAACCACCUCCAAUGUGGCUUCUGAUUUGAGCUGAUUGUCGGCUUGUGGCACCACAGCAUUGCAGGUAGUCACCCCCCUUUCAUGCGCCAUGUCGCAAUCGUUGAAUACUCGUCUUUCAAUGCCGCAGAGUGUUUUAAACAGCUGCCAUGCCAAGAGCAAGAAAGUGAGCUCUUGUGAUUCCUGCAAUGAGUCGGGAGAGCAACAAUUGUCUACGGGUUAGGCUUGCCCCCACAAGAAAAAGGAAGGAUGGCUGCCACCAGAGAUCUCAAACACUCGGGUCACAGAAACCACCUGAGCCAGCAGCUGACAGUGAGCAAGCUAAGUCUAAGUGGGCCCUUGAAUUGGAGGCACUUUCCAAGAGCUUCAAGAAGCUUACAAUCAAUAGCGGGUCAGUCACCGAUUUUCCAGCGGAAGGUCCCUUCUGACCCAGCGUCACUAAGGCCAAGCAGAAAUGGGUGUUCUUUAAAGCAGCAUCUGAAGCGGAGAAAGGGCGGGCCAGUCUGUCUUUUUGGUGGGCUGUUUGGGGGCAGGAAGGAGCAAGAAUUAGACACCGUGGCAACAAAACGCAGCUUCUAUCACAAUGGAGAGCCUCCCUUUCCCAACCGGUUGUUGGACGGAACGCAUCUUGCGGGACGAGAUCUGAGGUGUUGUUACAGAGCGAGCGUUGAUGGCUUUGGGGCUGGGGUGUUCCACGAAUGCUGCGAUUUCAAGGGGCCAUGCAUUGUGUUAGCUGAGACAGACACAGGAACCUUCAUCGGGGCCUUCAACUCUGAGGGUUGGGGGAGCACCGAUGACUACCGCGACUCUUACGAGGCCUUCCUCUUCUAUUGGCCAGAGGGCACAAGCAGCACGAGCCGAGCCUUUCACAUGCCGGUCAAGUUGUCAAAAAUAGGUGGAAGUGGAGCCGCCAUCUUCGACUAUGCUCGGGGGGGUCCCCAAUUUGGUUCUGACGGGCUUCUUGUUGGCCCUCCAUUGACGCCUGUAAUGGGAGGGUUUGCUGGGCCGGACUCGGUCGGCGGUUUGGGGGAUCUACGCACAGCAAGAUCAAGGCUUGGCAACUCGUAUGCUCGUAGAGAAGAUGGAAAGGUUUCUCUCUUUGGUGACGAGUCUAGCGCUACUCUAGUGGAAGUUGAGGCCUGGUGCAGUCCCGAUAUUGCUAGGCUGUAUUAAUACUUUUUGCAGCCCUUUGUUUGGGUGAACCUUGAAAAUGCUCGCCUUUGUUCUUUACCAUGAUGAUCCAAUCUUUUCGGGAA